This is a messenger RNA of Lytechinus variegatus (green sea urchin), 1973 nucleotides long. It is a transcript of the gene wdr45, whose product is annotated as WD repeat domain phosphoinositide-interacting protein 4-like. The transcript is spliced from 9 exons. Gene Ontology annotation, molecular function: phosphatidylinositol-3,5-bisphosphate binding; phosphatidylinositol-3-phosphate binding; protein binding. Gene Ontology annotation, cellular component: extrinsic component of membrane; phagophore assembly site membrane; cytosol. NCBI's taxonomy places the organism in Eukaryota, Metazoa, Echinodermata, Echinoidea, Temnopleuroida, Toxopneustidae. Gene Ontology annotation, biological process: autophagy of mitochondrion; nucleophagy; protein localization to phagophore assembly site. The record is from RefSeq and is a predicted model, not a curated record. The coding region runs from base 72 to 1100 and encodes 342 amino acids.
CAUCAAAUAGGAAAAAACAUAGAAGAAAAACCUAAUACCAUCGACCUACCCAAUAGACCCAGUCGAUCGUCAUGGCAACUAGAGGCAUACUCUCACUACGAUUCAACCAAGACCAAGGUUGCUUCAGCUGUGGAACGGAGACUGGUCUCAGGAUCUAUAAUGCAGACCCUCUUGCUCUCAAGCUGAGAUUAGACAAGGAGGAUGUUGGCAGUGUUUCUCAAGUUCAGAUGCUUCACAGAACAAACCUUAUUGCUGUUGUGGCUGGAGGUGGGACCCCCAAGUUUGCAGAGAAUACAGUUCUGAUAUGGGACAACUUGAAGAAGAAGUUUAUCUUAGAAUUCACCUUCCCUGGCCUAGUACUUGCUGUUAGACUAACAAGAGAGAGAUUAAUAGUAGCACUGCGGACCAAAGUCUUUGUGUACAGCUUUCCUGAUAAUCCUCAGAAGUUGAUGGCCAUUGAUACUCGACCAAAUCCCAAUGGUAUAUUAGAAGCAUGUCCCACAUCAGAUCACCCCUUAAUCGUCUUCCCGGGCCACAAGUCAGGCAGCAUCCAGCUAGUUGACCUCUCUCUGGCACAGCCAGGAAAGUCGUCUGCUCCAGUCACCAUCAACGCACACCAGGGUGAUAUUCACUGUAUAGCAAUCAACCAAGAGGGCGGUCUUGUCGCUACUGCAUCUACAAAGGGUACUCUUAUUCGAGUGUUUGACACGCACAGCAAACGUCUAGUCAUUGAGCUUCGUAGAGGUUCAGACCCCGCUACAUUAUACUGUAUAAACUUCAGCAAUGAUUCUGCCUAUCUCUGUGCAUCCAGUGACAAGGGAACGGUUCACAUCUUUGCUUUGAAAGAUUCAUCAUUGAACAGACGGUCAUCGCUUGCCAAAGUUGGGCUAUUAGGACCGUAUGCAGAAUCCCAGUGGGGGCUCACAAACUUCACCGUCCCAGCCGAAUGUGCCUGCAUAUGCGCCUUUGGUCCCCAAUCAUCCGUCAUCGCUGUCUGCAUUGAUGGAACAUUCCACAAAUACGUCUUCACGCCGGAGGGAGGCUGCAAUCGCCAGGCGUACGAUGAGUACCUGGAACUUGGAGAUGAUGAUGAGUUCUGAUGGGGAUCAAGCACCCUCCUAAGGUUCUAUGCCUCUGGAUGAUCCAAGAACGUUAUUCAGGUUUGGAGUGUUAGAGAAGACAUGAAAUGUUAAAUGUGCAGUCAUCGCUGCUGCUACCUGAAAUGCCACUGGGUGAUUAAGAAAUGUUUGCAGGUAUUCAGUGUUAUGUACAUGAACUGUUCUUGAAGUGCAGUCAUGGCCGAUGCUAGCUUGUCAGAUCUGUUACUGAGCCUCUGCUGACAGGCUCUCACUGAUCAUAUGCAAAUAUCAAUGCAGGUGUUUCCAAUGAUAUGCUCACUUUAUAAUUUUUCAACCAUAACAUAAAUUUUCUCAAUAUUUUAGAAAUUUCAUCUGAACAUAUAGCCUUGGUAAGUGCAGUCCAAAGUAUCGUGGUAAACAUGGCCAUGUGAUGGUACCAUUGUCAAUCUAAUAGAAAAUCACCAUUCUAAGAAAUGUAACUUUGAAAUUCAAAGGUCUGGGGUUUUGGGUGGUGAUGCGUGUAGAUAUUAUUCAAAUUUGCAAUGGAACAAUAGCAAUGAUAUUGAGAAACAAUGGCCAAUAUGUUCCGUUCAAAAUUCUGAUUUUGAAUUGAUACCAAAUGUGAGUUUGUGGAGAUUACCAUCCACACUGUCAGAUGCCUGUUUAUAACUGUUGAUUUAAAAGAAAGUAUGUCCAGAAUGAUUUGUGCAAAGUGAUCAUACUAGAUAGCCUCGAAUUUAUUUCCAUUCUUAGGAACUCCUUUUAGACCUUACAUCAGAGUGUUGAAACUCUUGUUGAAGCACUCCUCAGGAAGCAGAGAAAGUAUUACAUUGUGUGCAAUGCAAGUGAGAAUCCAAUGACUGGGGAAAAUGAUAUAUAUAAAGUGCUGUAAUA